UACUACGCAAUCAUGGCUGCAAAAACAACGCUUCUGAAACGCUGCAUUGUUGCACAAUCUCACAGCAGACAUACGGCAAGUCUGAUAUUCCUACAUGGAUCAGGCGAUACCGGUGAGGGGGUAAGAGCAUGGGUUAAAGAUGUUUUGGGAACUGGAAAAGACCUGGUUUUCCCUCAUGUCAGGAUUACAUACCCAUCAGCCCCAGCCAGGCCAUACACAGCCAUGAAGUCCCACAUGUCAACAGUGUGGUUUGAUCGAAAGAGAAUUGAUAACAAGUCUCCUGAAGAUGAUGACUCUAUAAUGACAUCAGCUGAACUCCUUGGAGAACUUAUCAACUCUGAAGUCAGGGAAGGUAUCCCAAAACAUCGGAUCAUUGUCGGUGGAUUUUCUAUGGGUGGUACAAUGGCAUUACAUCUAGGCUAUCGUUUACACAGGGACUUAGCAGGAGUGUUUGCAUUCUCAUCCUUUUUGAAUGAAAAUUCUUAUGUAUACCAGAAAUUAAAGGAAAAUCCUGGAAUUUCUCCACCUCUUCUACAGUGUCAUGGAACAGAAGAUCCUCUCGUCUUGCCAGCAUGGGGAAAAGCUACCCAAAAAGAACUGAAAAAACUUGGAGUCUCGUGCCAAUACCACGUUUUCAAGCACAUGUUUCAUGAAAUGAAUAAAGAGGAAAUUUUGUUGCUGAAGGAUUUUAUUGAAAAAUAUUUACCGGAAUAA
Molecule: messenger RNA, 714 nt
Organism: Saccoglossus kowalevskii
Lineage: Eukaryota; Metazoa; Hemichordata; Enteropneusta; Harrimaniidae
Product: lysophospholipase-like protein 1
Biological process (GO): protein depalmitoylation
Cellular component (GO): cytoplasm
Molecular function (GO): palmitoyl-(protein) hydrolase activity; carboxylic ester hydrolase activity
Source: RefSeq, a predicted model, not a curated record